This is a messenger RNA of Nerophis lumbriciformis (worm pipefish), 1371 nucleotides long. The record is from RefSeq and is a predicted model, not a curated record. NCBI's taxonomy places the organism in Eukaryota, Metazoa, Chordata, Actinopteri, Syngnathiformes, Syngnathidae.
AUGAGUCCUGAGGGGAAGAAGCUGAUGAACAUCAUUGUUCUGGGCGUGGGCUUCAUGUUCAUUUUCACCGCCUUCCAGACAUGCGGCAACAUCGAGCAAACUGUCAUCAAGAGCUUCAACAGCACCACCUUCCAUGCUAGCGGCUACACUAGCAUGGCGAUCAUCUACGGCGUGUUCUCGGCAUCCAAUCUCCUGGCGCCGUCAGUAGUGGCAGUAGCGGGAGCGCAGCUUUCCAUGUUCUUCAGUGGGCUGCUGUACAGCGCCUAUAUUGCUGUCUUCGUAUACCCGUACACGUGGAGCUUCUACACCGCAUCAGUUCUGGUGGGCGCGGGCGCCGCCGUGCUGUGGACGGCGCAGGGCAACGUGCUGGCGCUCAACUCGGGCCCCGUCACCAUCGGCAGGAACAGCGGCAUCUUUUGGGCCCUGCUGCAGUUCAGUUUACUGUUUGGCAACCUGUUCAUCUUCUGCGCCUGGCACGGACACGAGCACAUCUCAGACAAAGACCGUCAAACUGUGUUCAUCUCCCUGACGGUCAUCAGCCUGGUGGGUUGUUUCCUCUUUUUCCUGAUCCGGACACCUGACCCCGACCUCGAACCGGCUCCCUGUGAUCCAUCCGAGGCCCCACUGCUGCCGUCUGACUCUGGCGAAAGUACACUUGGUUCUACCAACUGUCACGUCUGCUGGCAAGCGGCAGACGCUUUCGUGCAAGCGUGCAAGAUGCUGGUGACCAAGGAGAUGUUGCUGCUCAGCCUGGCCAUUGCGUACACAGGCGUGGAGCUGACAUUCUACAGCGGCGUGUACGGCACCUGCGUGGGCGCCACGCGGGCCUUCGGGCCGGAUGCCAAGAGCCUGGUGGGCCUGUCGGGCAUCUUUGUAGGCUUGGGCGAGAUUUUGGGCGGUGGCGCCUUCGGCUUGCUGAACAAGCGCGGCAGACUGGGCCGCAACCCUGUGGUGAUGCUUGGCCUGCUGGCGCACUACUUGGCCUUCUUUCUCAUCUUCAUCAACAUAGCCGACGAUGCCCCUCUGGCGCCCGAGGAGGGGACGCGGCUCCACGCUUAUAUCCAACCCAGUGUGGCCGUGGCCUUGCUGUGCAGCUUCCUGUUGGGUUUGGGCGACAGCUGCUUUAACACGCAACUGCUCAGCAUUAUUGGCUUCACUUUUCGCAACAACAGCGCCCCUGCCUUCGCCGUUUUCAAGUUUAUACAGUCCAUCCUAGCGGCCUUGGCGUUCUUCUACAGCAAUUUCCUGGCACUGAGCUGGCAGCUACUCAUCAUGGUGGCGCUGGGCUUCGCCGGCACACUCACUUUCUUUGCCGCUGAGCGGCACACCCAGGCUGUCGCCUGCCAGGACCUCCGCCACGAAGGAAUCUAA